Messenger RNA from Talaromyces marneffei, 306 nucleotides. RefSeq lists its product as uncharacterized. NCBI's taxonomy places the organism in Eukaryota, Fungi, Ascomycota, Eurotiomycetes, Eurotiales, Trichocomaceae. The transcript is spliced from 5 exons. The record is from RefSeq and is a predicted model, not a curated record. The coding region runs from base 1 to 306 and encodes 101 amino acids.
AUGGUCACAGCCAGCAAUACCAAGAAAGCAGUAGAGUUCCUGGACAACACAACGGCCGUCAUCCUUGUGGGAGAGGUCGCAGAUGUUGACAACAUACUAGCUAUCGCUCUCCGGUUUGCAGGAAGGGAUUUCAUCUAUAUUCAUCACGUGUCACAAGAGACUAGCUACAAAAGUCAACGGCCGGACCUUGGAACUUUCUUGCGCGGAAAUAGAAUGGAAUUGAUCCGGUUUAAAAACCCUCAACAGGCUAAGGAAGUGUACGAUUUUGUUACCGUCAACCAGGUCAGCAGCGAUGAAGAUGGUUGA